UUCUUCCGGUGUCAUGGCGUCAAAGUGCCUGGAGCUUGUUACUGAGAGCACUCCAGCUGGAUCGGCUCCUUUCUGUGAUUUAUACAAGCUAUAGGCUGCAUAGAAAAGACUCUAGGAGACCUUCAAGCUGCAUAAUGGAAUCAGUGACGUUUGAGGAUGUGACUGUGACCUUCACCAGUGCGGAGUGGACUUUGCUGAGUGCAUCCCAAAAGCAGCUCUACAGAGAUGUGAUGGAGGAAACCUUUCAGAGCAUCAUGACUAUAGGAAGACUCUUGGGUAACCAGAAAGUGGAAGAAGAGUGCAGUAACCUCUGUAGAAAUCUAAGAAAUGAAGAUGUUGAGAAAUACCAUCUAUAUAAAGAACCCCACUGUUGGAGAAUUCAAGAUAUCAGAACUAAGGUAUUGGACUUUGAAAACUGACUGGGGCAAUCAAGGACAUGGAAACAAUCAGAGAAGUUUAUAACAACGUUGAAAUGAGACAGAACUUAUGAAUCCUGUAAGAACAAGAUGACACAAAUUCUUCACGGUACAUAGUUGUAAAUCUUACCUCUAGCAAAACAGCAACAUAUAGCUACAGGGGAAGAGGGGGGAACUUUAGCAAGAUUCAUCUCAAUGUCCCAUUUCACCACAUGACCAUAACUUGUCUUUAUAGGAAAUCAUUAUUUACAGUCAUCUGUCCAGAAUAUGUAUAUUAUGUUAUAUCAACCAUAACAACACUUUGAAUGGAAUGCUCAUCAUCUGUGGAACUUUUCUCAGGAGCAUGGUCACUACUGAAUAUUAUGAGAUUAAUGCCUUUAUUCUAUUCCCUAAUGCACUGAUGCCAAAAUAUUUUUGGUAAUUAUUGUUUUUACAUAGGAAGCUAAAAUACUGGCACCAAGAAAAAUGAAACUCCUCACAUACAUCAAUCAACUUAUUAAAAACAGAAAUGUCUGAAAUUUUUAUUUAUCCUGUGUUCUUGACCAUUUUAGGAUACAUUACUAUGAUGAUAUUUUUCAUCGAUUGUUAAGGUUAAUCAUCUAGUUUUUUUUUUUUUUUUUUUUUUUUUUUUUUUUAAUUUUUAAAGAGGGUAAAAUUAAACAGAAAGAACAGAUCACAAAGUAACAAUGUAAGAAACACAGAUUCCAAAGCAGGACAACUGGAGAUCUUCACUGUCUAUAAUAUUGUCUCUUAUAUUCUUCCAAAUAUUUGUCCAGAUUUUCACAUAGAAUGAACUCAUACAAAACAAAAUAGUAUGAAACGGAUCAGAACCCGAUGAUGAAAGUAUUUUAGGUCUUCAAGACCAAAAAAUCAGGAAGUCAAUAAUGGCUGCGAUAAUGUCUCUCAUUCUUUUCAAAAUAGAUGUUCAUACUUUCAUGUAUGUUGAAAUUAAAUGAAAUAAAACAGAAUAAAAUCAGUCUGAACAAAA
Molecule: messenger RNA, 1404 nt
Organism: Cavia porcellus (domestic guinea pig)
Lineage: Eukaryota; Metazoa; Chordata; Mammalia; Rodentia; Caviidae
Product: zinc finger protein 124-like
Exons: 5
Coding region: 135-419 (94 amino acids)
Biological process (GO): regulation of DNA-templated transcription
Source: RefSeq, a predicted model, not a curated record